This is a messenger RNA of Chlamydomonas reinhardtii, 3284 nucleotides long. RefSeq lists its product as uncharacterized. The record is from RefSeq and is a predicted model, not a curated record. The coding region runs from base 179 to 2344 and encodes 721 amino acids. Lineage: Eukaryota; Viridiplantae; Chlorophyta; Chlorophyceae; Chlamydomonadales; Chlamydomonadaceae. The transcript has 15 exons.
AAUACUAUGGCGCCCUAAUUUCUUCAGGCACCUCUCACCUCGACUGUUCUUGCAUAUAGCGCAGGAUCAACGGGGACGACGGGGCAGUUUACUCCCUGGUGCCAAGGGCACCCCUUGAAAUAAAUGGACGUUGUAUCCUACUUCAAAUAUUUGUCUUAGAAAUCUGAUCUGGCCGAAAAUGCGCUGGCGGGAGAUAGGUCUGCUUGUGGCGCUCUUGGCGCUGGCGCAUUUCGCACCAGGAGUGCAGGGCAACAGCAAGAUGCAGCAUGGAGCAAAAUUAAUGUUGAUGGAGGAGCUGCGCAAGGCAAACAUAGGCAGGGAUGUUUGGGCACACAUCCCCAAGAAUAAACGUAGCGUGUGGGAGGCCCAUGACGGGCGCACCAUCAACGAGACUUUGGCGAGCUUCACAGACAUUCCCGUGGACAUCGUGGUACAUAUCAAGCUAAUCGGCUUCGAUGGCGACGGCAUCAACCACGUCAAGGUGGAUGAGGCGGCCCUGACGCGCUACCUGCGCGGCCUGCACCUGGACCUGCAGACGGCGGUGCUGGAGCCGGAGCUAAAGCACCUGUCGCUGCGGCCGCGUGUGCACUUCAGGGUGUCCAAGGCGCCGGUCAGCCUCACGCACCGGGUGGCGGGAGUGCUCACCUCGUUCAUCUUUGGGGCCAUGCAGGGCAAGCGGCCGGCCACGGUGUACGUGCCUCACCGGGUGGUGGACGACGUGCUGGCGGCGGAGGAGGCCGGCCUGCAGCCCGGCAGCACACACGCAUACCACGCCGCGCCCAGCUCCGAGGGCGGCGGCUCCGACCCCGCCCACCUGCCGGCGCUGCUGACGCUGUACGUGCUCAACCUGGAGCCGCCCGCCUCCGCCGACUACCUGUACACCUACAAGGAGGAGGACGCCGUGGUGGCGGCCGGCAACUGGUCGGAGUUCCGCAGCUGCCCCGGCGCGCUGUUUGCCAGUGAGGCCCGCGCGGGCGGCGGCGGCAGCCUGGCCUGGGUGGACCUGGCGGCGGCGCCGCACUCCUACGGGCCGCUGCGGGGCGGGCAGGGGCAGGUGUUCCCGCACAGCCUGCCGCACGCCACCGCCUUCCUGCCCGCCGCCGCCUCCACCGCCAUCCUGCCCGACCUGGCGGCGCUGGCUGCGGGUGCGGUGAGCCACCUGGCCUGGCCGGCGCUGCAGCACGGCGACCUGGCACUGCCCAACAAGGACGGCGGGGACGACCUGGAGGUGCAGAUCAUCCACAUCCACGACACGCUGGCCGUGCCGCCCCGCUCCGUGGACCUGGAGGUGCUCCGGCAGCAGCUGGCGGGCGCGCUGGCCGGCAGCCUCAUGGCGGUGCAGGUGAAGGAGCACUUCCUGGCCUUCGCCAUGUGCGACCUGUGCGUCAACGCAUACACCAACGCGCUGCGUGUGCGCACCCAGCGGCAGGAGGGCAGCAACGUGGUGGCCAGUGCCGGCCAGAUCCUGGACCGACUCGUGCUGCACACCACACUGGCAGAGUACUCGGAGAUCAUCCUGGCCUACGCGGGCGUGCACCAGACGCACAACGUGCUGCCGGUGUUCGUGUUCGACCUCAGCCUGAGGGACGAGCCGCUGCUGCUGGACGGGGCGCUGCAGGCCGCGGCCUUCCCCGGCAUGGUCAUCGCGGUGGCCUCCCGCGCCGCGCCCGUGCGCACCCGCUUCAGCUGCGGCCACAUGCCGCGCUCGCUGCAGCCCGAGGACGCCACACGCGCCGUGCUGGGGGCCGUGCUGCAGAGCGCCUUCGGUGCGCCGCACACGGCCCAGCGCUACAGCCCCGCCUCCGGCCCCGGCUGGAACUACCUGUGGGCGCUGGGCGCCACGCCCCACGGCCCGCUGUCCAGCCUGACGACCCUGUCGGUGGCCAGCGGGGCGGCGGUGGGGCGCAACCUGGCGCUGGCGGAGCUGGAGCGGCACGUGGGGCGGGUGGCGGCGGUGCUGCACGGCCUGAACAAGCUGUCUCCGCCGCACAAGUCCAGCCUCAAGUGGGCCAUCGAGCGCACCGACCUGCGCAACCGCGUCACGGCGCGCCUCAACGUGGCGGCCGUAAAGCUGGAGAUGGCGGUGUCGGCGCUGUCGGCGGGGCGCAACGCGGAGGCGCUGCGGCUGGCGCGGCACCUGUCCACCGACGCCUCUGCCCUGGAGCGCGCGGCGCUGCAGCUGGACGCGCAGCUGACGCAGGAGCUGGCCUGCCGCGGCGGCACCGACUGGACGGUGCUGCUGUGGCCGCCGGCGGGCAGCCUGGUGGCGGUGGUGGCGGCGCUGUGGUGGCGCAGCCGCGGGGCGCGGCUGAAGGCGGAGGCGCGGUAUGAUAAGAUCUAUUGAGGGGGCUGAGGGAGGGUGGGGUUGGAGGGAGGAGUAGGGGCUGAGAGGGGGUGAGAGGGGAAGGAAAGCGUGAGUGGGAGCGGAUGAGGAGGAUGGAGGAGGGUGUGCCAUUGACGUGCCGAGAGGUGGCCUGGGCGGUGGCGGCCUGGGCGGUGGUGGCAUGGAUUGGCGCUGUGAAGUGGUUUAGUGGGAAAGGCAGUGGGAAUGUGGAGGGGUUGGGCGCCGGGUGGCCAAGCGGCCGACCGGCCAAGACGGGGCGGUGGCCCGCAGGUGUGUUGGGUCCAAGUGUGCGCAAUCCGUUUUGAAGGUGGCCGUGUUGCGGAUCUGUCCACGAGGAUCUUAUGAUGGGACGAGCCUGGGAUGGCGUCGAGGGUAGGGCUUGGCGUUUGUAGCGCACUGAGGCUAAGGCACCUGGUGCCUCGUCCAUCGUGCAAGGGUCUUACGGUAUGCCAGUAGGAGCAAUACCGUACGGCUUGUGUGUGCUACAACUCCUUGUGUGCCUGCAACCGGGAACGUUAACGAACUUGCUGCCAUCGGGAGCCUUGUACCGCUGCCCCCUGCGCCUAACACUGCACCGCACCCGUCGUCCACUAGCCUACUCGGCCAUUCAAGUCGACUCGCUUAGCCUAUCGGGGAUGCAUGUCCAGGACUCCUGCCGUUCGGCGUAAGCAUUGGCGUUCGUUGGAGCCCGUGUGUACAUAUCCAGUUGGGGAGUGGAGGGGAAGGGCGAGGGGGGAGUUUUGCUGUCACCUCACUGCAGCUGGACAGAAAAGCGCAGUGACCAGGGAAGCUAGGCAGCGGGCACCCAAGGGCAUCGACGGCGGGGUCUGGCCGAGCGAAGGACUGACACUGCGGCACGUAGUGUGGUCUCUAUUGCCUCUCGUGUCUCAUCAAUAAGAGUCGCAGACAAUGAAGAUGACAGAAAGGCGAACUUAAGAGU